Molecule: messenger RNA, 1503 nt
Organism: Salvia hispanica
Lineage: Eukaryota; Viridiplantae; Streptophyta; Magnoliopsida; Lamiales; Lamiaceae
Cellular component (GO): membrane
Source: RefSeq, a predicted model, not a curated record
AUUAAUUGCUCAAGAACAAAGCAGCACCCACUUCUGUGUUUAGCGUUAGUACGAGAGACGAAGAAAAAAAGCAAGCAAAAAAAAGUUAAAAAAAAUCUCCGAUCAAAUCUGAAAUCUCGAAUCGGUUGAUCGGACGGCCAGCGUCAUCCGAUGGGGGACUCGCCGCGAGAAUCAUUCGGCGGCGAAGUUUCCAGCCUCGUGGAGCAAGCAAAGGAGCUGCAGGAAGCGGCGGCGUCGCUCAUCUCUCGCACCUCUCGCGAAGAGGACGCGCUCCGCCAGCGCGCGGCGUCGCUCGAUUCCCGAAUCAACUCGCUUCGAAGCUCCAAACACGAUGAUACAUUGGAGGAUGAGUUGGUGAGAGCGAGAUACGUGCUGAGUGAAGGAGAUGCGGCGGCGUAUCUUCCUAGCAAAUCUCACGGGAGGUUUUUGAGGAUGUUUUUGGGGCUGAUUAAUGUGCGGGCGAAUAGGAAGGAUGUGCAGUUGAAAGUAAAAGAAGAAUACAAUAACUUCAGAGAUAGAACGUCGUAUCUGUUCCUGUUUUUUCCGUCUUUGCUGCUAGUCCUAAGGUCGUGGAUGUGGGAAGGAUGCUUACCUGCAUUGCCAGUUCAACUUUACCAGGCAUGGUUGCUGUAUCUCUACACAGGUUUGGCCUUGAGAGAAAACAUCUUGCGAGUUAACGGAAGUGAUAUACGUCCAUGGUGGAUUAAACACCAUUAUUGUGCUAUGGCUAUGGCUCUUAUUAGUCUUACUUGGGAGAUUGAGAGAGGACCUGGUUGUGCUCAGAAACAGAGAGGCAUUGAGUUGUUUCUACGAUGGGCUAUCAUGCAAGGAGUUGCAAUGAUUCUUCAGAAUCGGUAUCAGAGGCAAAGACUUUAUACACGUAUUGCACUUGGCAAGGCAAGGAGAAUGGAUGUUGUUUGGGGAGAAACUGCUGGAGUGGAGGGUCAGUUAUUGCUGCUUUGCCCUAUACUUUUCGUACUGCAGGGUUUUGAAGCCUAUGUCGGGGUCUUGUUGCUUAAAACCGCACUUUCUGGAUUCAGUCCAGAUUGGCAGGUUAUUACAUGCGGGAUUCUAUUCAUAAUCAUGGCUGUUGGGAAUUUUGCGAACACAGUGCAGACACUGGCAACUAAGUCUAAGGUGAAGGCGAAGAUAAGGAAAGGUAAAAGCAGGCAAGAAUUGAACAGUGGAUCUGAGGGUAAGAGUUUAUGAUGAAAGAGAAAGGGCACCCGUUUGUGUAAUAAUGGGGAGAAGAAGGCUUAGGGAUUUUGACCUUUGUUCAUGAGCUGUUGGUUUCUGACAGUGACAGGAAACGUGGAUUUCAGGAGUUGAAGAGGUUGACUCUUGUUGUCUGUUUUAUACCUAGUCUCGUGUUGUCAUACGUUGUUCUAAUUUAUUGUGUGUUUCCUUUUUUAUUUUUUAUUUUUUUUAUUUAACUUUUAUAGAUGUUGCCCCAUGUACAAUGAAUUUCCCAUAAUUUUUAUUUAAUGAAACCUAUUGGUUGUA